Molecule: messenger RNA, 1518 nt
Organism: Seriola aureovittata
Lineage: Eukaryota; Metazoa; Chordata; Actinopteri; Carangiformes; Carangidae
Exons: 15
Coding region: 21-1418 (465 amino acids)
Molecular function (GO): lipid binding
Source: RefSeq, a predicted model, not a curated record
UGUAUAUUUAGUGAGAUGGGAUGAGGGAGACGAGUAUAAGUAGUGGUGAGUUUGAAGAAGUGAUGAUAAUAGCUGGAAACGGAAACACACCUGCCACAGGUUUUUGGCUCAGGAUGACUUCCUGUUUGUUUUCCCUCUUCUUCUUGGUCUCCCUGUUUCCCUUCAUCCCUGCCGACAAUCUGACCGGCAUCAAAGUGCGACUCACAAACGAAGGACUGGCUGCUUUGAAGGAUUUUGGUCUGACGUUUUUGGAUGAGCUGAUUAACAAAGACUUUAUGCAGACAUGGGGAAAUGCUGAAAGCCGCAUCAAAGGAUUGACAUUCACUAAUCUGGCAGUGGAUCCAGCUCAAGUCGUUUUUCGUGUCCAGAAUUCUGGUCUCCAGUUUGAAAUCAAGGACCUGCAUUUCACCGCGGAACUUCAGAUCGAAGGGAAAAUCAACACCAUUGCCGUUGAAGGAAGAGGCGUGAGCACCACGAUUGGAGUGAGACUGAUCCGAACCCAGCAAGGACGUUUGAAUGUUGAGCUACCGGACUGUCAAGUCAGCGCUGAUAAACUGGCCACAAGCUCCAAUGGGAUAUCAGGGGUUAUUUUGGACACAUCUGUAGCAUAUUUACAUCAAUUCCUCAUCAGCAAGCUCUGUACUUUGGUCCAGAGAUAUGUUGUGCCUAAAGUCAACACCAUGUUGGGGAACUUCAUCAUGGUGCAAAACUUUAAGAGCGAGAACUACAACAUCGACCUCAACUUCGACUACACUCUGAGCGAAGACAUCACGGUGACCUCCAGCAGCAUUGAUGUGUCUUUCAAAGCUUUGGUGUAUGGUCAGGGAAGGACUGUGGACAUGGCAUCAUUAAGGACAGGUACAAAUCCAGUUUUCAGCAGAAGUGACCGGAUGGUUAAUGUGGGCAUCUCUGAGUCCGUCUUCAACAGUGCCGGCAUGUCACUCUACAACUCAGGACCCAUUAGCGCCACCAUCCCAAAGUGGAACUCAGUGAUAAAUGCUGUUCUGGAACUUGCAAGCCUUCCUGCGGGUGCUGUUACUUUGGAGCUCACUGAGGCGCCGCACAUCACCAUGAGUCCCAGAGGAUUCUUUCUCAACAUGAAUGCCAUAGCCAAGUCUCUGGAAAAACCAGCUCUAAAACCUCUUGCAAUUAGCUGUGAGGCUAACAUGCAGAUCGAUAUCAAGGGAAGCAAAUUGGUUCUUCUCUCUAAAGACAUUGAUUGUAAAACUAAUAACUGGGUUGCAAGAAUUCUGAUCAAAAUUGGGAGCGGUUCCCUAACCCUCUUUAAGUGGUUUAGUGAUGGACUACCCCUCCCUCUACCUAAAGGUGUGGAAAUCACUCAGGGAAAGAUCAACUAUUAUGACGGCUUCAUAGUGAUUGAGGGGGACCUGAACGUAACUCCAGUUAGAGAGUUAUAAAUGCGAGCGUCCAGCUUGACCAGAAUCGCUCUGCUCUUGUGAAACCUGUUAUGACGCUUGGAUCUGACUCUUUCUCUGUAAUAAAAAGCUUCAGACUUCA